Molecule: messenger RNA, 2890 nt
Organism: Humulus lupulus (European hop)
Lineage: Eukaryota; Viridiplantae; Streptophyta; Magnoliopsida; Rosales; Cannabaceae
Exons: 4
Coding region: 178-2508 (776 amino acids)
Source: RefSeq, a predicted model, not a curated record
UUCUUCUAUUUUUCCCGUUGCAACAAAAUUUUCAUAACCAGGUUCGAUAAAUCCACCGAGUCCACUCAGAUUCAACUCGAUCGGUUCAGCCUUUGAAAUUUUCUUCCCAUUUUUUUUUUCAGAUCUCUCUACCUCUACCUCUGCCACCGCCUCUCUCGCCGGAAUGUCUGAAAUUUGAUGAAUAUGGUGUGCCAAGCUAUGAAUUCAUGGACAUUUUGUGACUUAGUGGCAGCAUUUCUUGAUCUUUCAAUAGCUUAUUUUUUGCUUUGUGCAUCGAGUCUUGCUUUUUUGGCCACAAAGUUAUUGGGUUUGUUUGGAUUGUGUUUGCCGUGUCCUUGUGAUGGAUUGUUUUGGAACCCAAGGAACAAUCAAUGCUUGCAAAAACAAUUAGUGGAUUGCCCAUAUGAGAAGAUCUCUUCAGUUCAGUUCUCAGUGAGGAGUAAGUUCCCUUUUGAUUCCUUUUGGGAUGACGAACAAAUUGAAAACUCAGAUAUAAAAUUAGGAAAUGAGAGCAAUCAUGAAAAAGGGCAUGCUGAUUUGGAAUUUGCAGCCUCAAGUAGCUCCUUUCCACAGAGUUUACAAGAUUUGGCUGAGAGAGAUUCAUCGAAUAAACCUGGUGGUGAGUUUGGUUUUGCAAACUCAGACGCUUCCAAGGAAGAUCAGUAUGAUCUUAAGGGAAAGAGGGUUCAGGGAUGGAGGCUGAGAAAUGGUCUUCGUCGCCGUCGCAGGGGAGCCUCUGUUAGUAAUGGAAAGUUGUCCUCAUUUUCAUCAUAUGAUACUCUACAGUCAGAUGCACGGAACACUCCUCACUCUCCUUCCAGCAUCAGUAAAUUGGGGAAGGAAGUUGAUGAAGGUCCUAGUAAUUAUGGAGAUGGUCGAGAAGCUUCAACAGAAUAUGGUUCUGCUGAUAAAGCAUCACUUAGUCUUGAAUUGAGUAACUCAAAUGAAGAAAAUAAACAAGUCAGAAGAGAAGUGAUAUCAGUCGGAGAGUUAGGGUGUGAUGCACCAAGGAAUUUGAAUUUUGAUGAUAAUCAGAAGAAUAUGAUUAGAAUGUUGGAACAAGCAUUAGAAGAAGAGCAUGCUGCUCGAUCGGAUUUAUACCUUGAACUUGAGAAAGAGAGAAGUGCUGCUGCUACUGCUGCAGAUGAGGCAAUGGCCAUGAUAUUGCGCUUACAAGAAGAAAAAGCAUCCAUAGAGAUGGAGGCCAGGCAAUAUCACAGAAUGAUUGAAGCCAAAGCUGCUUAUGAUGCUGAGGAAAUGAACAUUUUCAAAGAGAUUUUAUUAAGAAGAGAGAGAGAAAAGCAUUACUUGGAGAAGGAAGUUGAAGCAUACAGGCAAAUGAUUUUGGACAAUGAUCAAUCAGAUUUUGAGAUUCAAGAUGCAGCUGGUAUUCUGGAACAUGACUCGUCUACUCUAUUUUCAAAACAAGACCCAUUGUUGAUGCUGGAGCAGAUAAAUGAUUUCAGUGAGAAACCAAAAGUGGAAUUUGUGAAUAGUUCUUCAGAGUAUGAGUUAGCAUCAUUCAAUUCACAAAGUAAUACUCUUACUUUUGGGAAAGAAUUAGAAAUUCCUCAACUGGCUGAAGAUAAUGAUUCUUUGAAAGCUGUGGACAUGCAUGGAAUUCCCAGUAUUGAUUCACAUUCUCAUUUCUUAAAUAUCACCAAUACCAACAAUGAAUUGCAGCAGGAAAAAUGUACCGUAGAUGAGAAUCUAGUUUCUCAACAAAAGGAGGUAGAGAGAUUGGUUGCAUGUUCAAAAUGGAAUGAUUUAAGUAAUCCUCAAGAACCCAAUUUUUAUGAAAAAUCAAUUACCCCAGUUGUGGAAGGCCCAGAUCAAACUGGUAGCUCUAGUGUAUGCAUAGACUUGGCGUCAAUGGCAACUGAUAUUCCAUAUCUAGAAACCAAAGAUCCAUCUAAAGUGGUGCUUGAUGCAGAGUCUCGUGUUUAUGAUGUUCAUGUUAUUGAUGAUGACUCUAAGGUUUUGAAUAAAGUAACUGUAAGGAAAAGUGAACAUCAGUCUGUGAGUGCUCCCUUAGCUCUUCCUAGAAGAUGGGGUAGUAUGUCUUUAAGUAUGUUGGAAACUCGGUAUGAUGGGAACAGAAGUAGUUCAGACAUAAGUAGUGGGUUACCACCAAAAUGUAACCCUCGAGGAAAAACUGCACGUAAUGAUUUCCGACGAAAUUCAAUGUCGGCAGUUGACUAUGAAAGAUUGAAAAUUGAGAAUGAAGUUGAGUGGCUUAGGGAAAGGUUAAGGAAAGUGCAAGAGGGAAGGGAGAAACUGAACUUCUCUGUGGGGCAUAGAGAGAGGGAAAAACUUCAGUUGCAACUUUUGGAGGAUAUAGCUGGCCAGCUUCAUGAGAUUCGACAAUUGAAUGAGCCUGGAAAGGUUGAGCGCCAAGCUUCAUUACCCCCUGCAUACUCUAAGGUUACAUCUAAGAAAAGAUGCUGGCGAAGUUCAUCAAUCGGAAUUCAGAAAAGUACUCGAUCCCUUUCCGGGACAUGGGAUUAAAGGUACAAGAACAAAUAAUACAAGUUACUUUUACUAUGAAAUGUAACGUUUUAGAAACUACAAAGGGGGGCUCGAGUGCACAGAAGUCUGCAUUUGUAGAUUUGGCGCAGGCACUGUUUAGCAUUCAGAAUAUGCGUUAUUUUGUCUAUGGAGCUAGAAAGAAGCUACGACCCUUGGUCUUGUGCUGGAGUUGGACAGAAAAUGGCAAGAGUAUAAAUAGGAGAUGUUAAGUAGUUUACUUCGUAGGUCUUUUAUCUGUUCAUUUUACAAUGUUCUUAGCCACGUAGCUGCCACGAGAGAAAUAAAUUUUGAAAAGUUUUGGACAUUAUGACGAGAGAAAUAAAGGGUCAGUCACACUUUUGUUUUAAAGUUGUGUUUUAAA